GGCGACAGAGCAGUAGGUGCCGUGUAUGUUGACUGAACUCGAACAUCGACCACGCUGGUUGGUACUGAAGGAAAAGUCGGUCGCGGAAGCUUUGUCACGGUAUAUUCAUAGAUAGCUUGAGGCAGGUUCGGUACACCUCCGCGGAUGACUCUGAACGUAGAUUCAGAGGGCGUGAAUUACGACAAAAUGCGCCCCAAGAACCCUUGAAUACCGACUCAUGGACAAACUUGUAGCGUCAAGAGUCGCAGUGGCAUCCGGAUCUACUGUGAUGAGUGAUGUUGUUCAGGCCGGCUCCUUCUCUGCUUAUAGCGAGCUCCCUAGUGUCUUUCGAUGAUAUUGAGAUUACAUUGGGAUCAGGUAGCGUCAACGGUCGUGAUGUAAGUGAUGAAGUGCAUGACCCUGCACCUGGAACGUAUAAAAUAACAUCUAGUUUGAAAGAUAUGCAUAAUCGUAUGCCUUGGAUCCAGCCAUUCCAAAAAACGUCGACAAAAUUGCGGCGUUGAAUACUGGGUGAUCAUCUCUGCUGCUCUCUGCCGGUAUCAAAAUCGUGGUGGCCUAAAUCAUAUAUGACGACAUGGUCAGAUGAACCGGGUGAGGUAACCGUUGUAUCCGUAGGAUGUAACAGCCUUCUGCGAGUAGUAGAAAGUGACUUCGCUGCAGCGUUUGGAAAGGAAGAAAUUGUGGGGGGUGAGCUGAGAUGGAGAGAACAAGUGUGCCCGGGUGUUCAUUAAGAUGAUGACUUGCUAGAUAUUCGGACGUCAAUAUAUAUUUCAAUCCUGGAGAAAAAUAAGAUAGAAAAUGUGUG
Suillus discolor is the source of this 805-nucleotide messenger RNA. RefSeq lists its product as uncharacterized. The record is from RefSeq and is a predicted model, not a curated record. The transcript has 4 exons. Lineage: Eukaryota; Fungi; Basidiomycota; Agaricomycetes; Boletales; Suillaceae. The coding region runs from base 276 to 503 and encodes 75 amino acids.